Capsicum annuum is the source of this 406-nucleotide messenger RNA. RefSeq names its product phosphopantothenoylcysteine decarboxylase subunit VHS3-like. Gene Ontology annotation, biological process: protein folding. Lineage: Eukaryota; Viridiplantae; Streptophyta; Magnoliopsida; Solanales; Solanaceae. The record is from RefSeq and is a predicted model, not a curated record. Gene Ontology annotation, molecular function: alpha-tubulin binding.
UCUGCUGCAAGAAUUCAACAAGAACAAGAAGAGCUCGGAAACAACCCCGUGGACGUUCGUAUCUCCGAUCCAUUGGUACGAUCACAUUAUAAUGAUGGUGAUGAAUUUGAUGAAUUUGAUGAUGAUGAUGAUGAAGAUGAAUAUGAUGAUGAUGAUGAUGAAGAUUUUGAUGUUGAUGCGGCAGAACGUGAUGAUAAUUAAGAUCUUUGCUUGUUAUAUGUUCAGAAUAACCUGUUAUAGACUAUUGUUGCUAGUUCAUCACACUAUGUUUUUCAUAAAUAUAAAUGUAUUACCACUAAAUUAUCGGUUUCAAGCAACAUGUGGCUUCCAAGGAGGUGUGAUCUCUUUUAUAUUGUAACAUAUUUUUGAGUUGAUACAAUCUUUAGUAACAUUACUCAGUUGGGCA